Messenger RNA from Phragmites australis (common reed), 2145 nucleotides. RefSeq lists its product as uncharacterized. Gene Ontology annotation, molecular function: ubiquitin protein ligase activity. The record is from RefSeq and is a predicted model, not a curated record. The transcript has 6 exons. NCBI's taxonomy places the organism in Eukaryota, Viridiplantae, Streptophyta, Magnoliopsida, Poales, Poaceae. The coding region runs from base 263 to 1993 and encodes 576 amino acids.
AUCCAAGGAGGAAUCCAAGCCAGCAACCCACCCCCGCUUGCUUCGCUUCUCCUCCUCCUCGGCGAGUCGGCGUCUCCUCCCGGCUCGGGCAUCCGAUACGGCGUCGCGUACGAGGCACGGCGCGGCUGCCUGCGGAGGCCAAGGUGCGCUCCCUCCUCGGUCGUUUCUUGGAUGUUUGGGAGUGAAAGCUGAGGCGUUUUGGAUCCGAAGAACUAUAAGAUACUGCAGAACGUUUCUUGCGGUAUUUUUUCUGCCUAAUAAUAUGGAGGAAUAUUCAAAUAGGAGAUCCAAAACAGAAAUUGGAUUUCUCAGAAGGGGUUCCAGAAUCCCUUGGAGAAAUCGAAGCCCCGAAGAGACGACCAAUCACAACAGUGAUGGACCGGGAAGCAGUGUGAGACUCAAUUAUAUGAAAACCGGGACAGCUGAUAAUCAUGAGAGACCAAGAUAUUUACAUGACCCGUUUAAAUCAUCAAGCUCAAAAGCUAUGCCUGCAAGCUCUUCCAAGUUUCCACUUGGAAAGUUUGAAGAAAAGCGAAGGCAGUCAAUGUUCGUAGGUGUUGACAUUGCUGAAAGUAGUGGUAGAAGAAAGCCUGAGGUCAAGCAUCUGGAGGGUAGCAAGAAAAUUGUUGCAGAGGAUGAUAUUUCAGACGCUCCGCAAACUGAGACAGAAGAUUUUGCUACUGAAGAAAGUCAACUGUUAGCACCUGAUCCCCUAGUUUCGCUUUCUGCUGGUUCUUCAGGUAUUUCUGUACAUAGAGUUGAGUCUUUCGCCAGGAGUGCUUCACUAAGUUCUAGGACACAUAAACAAAAGGAUAAAGAAGUGAAAUUGGGUACUCCAGGAGCCUGCUCGUCGUCUUUUCCUAAUCGCCCUACUAUACCUUGUAAUUCUGCCAUUGGUGUGAAGCCAUCUUAUGGUCAUGUUAGUAGAGUACAGAGGCAUGGUCUUAAAAACAUUGCUUCUGCUUCAGUACCUGAUGUUCAGCCGUCAGGUUGCCCAUCAGAUUCUGUUCAUAAUAGAAGGUUCGAGGCUAUGAGAAAGAGGGCUUCUGAUGGGGAAAGCUCUUCCAGAUCAAGGAGCUUAAGUGGACCAUCCAAUUUAGGUCAUUCACCUACAUAUCUUCGCGACACUGGUUCUCAAAUUAGAACGAGGGACCUAUCACUUUCUCAACAAAUAAUACGAAGCAGCAGCAGAAAUAGUCAGGAUUUGGCAGUUUCAGUAAGGACUAGACGAUCUUCUCCUCAGGAUACUAGGUUCAGGGUGUCUGAGGAAAGAGAGGAUGGCAUGCUUUCUCUGCAUGACUCAUCCACAAGGAAUCAACAAUCAGAUCAGUCACACUUUUCUUUCACAGAAAUCUCUCCAGAGAGCUCAAUAAGACCAUUCUCAGUGGAAUUGCCUCAUGAACUUUACUCAUCUAGUCGUCAUGGCUCAAAUACUCAGACUGCAAGGAGAAGAUCAGGUUCUCUUUUUGAAGAAAGUCCUCCGCAAAUUUCUCAUGGUCCCUUGAGGGAGAGAGGUAGUCAAAGACGCAUGACCAUGGAAGGAAUUGCAGAGGUUUUACAAGCGCUGGAGAGGAUUGAACAAGAAGCAGAGCUGACUUAUGAGCAAUUGAUGGUGCUGGAAACUAAUUUAUUCCUUGGUGCUUUUGCCACCCUUGAUCAGCAUAGAGACAUGCGGAUGGAUAUUGACAAUAUGUCAUAUGAGGAGUUAUUGGCAUUAGAAGAGAGAAUAGGAUCUGUAAGCACUGCCCUUUCUGAAGAGCAAUUCGUGAAAUGCCUCAGAAGAGAUAGAUAUAGACCAGGUGCUGCUGCAGGAAACAAAUCAAUCGUAGAUGACAUCAAAUGCAGCAUAUGCCAGGAGGAUUACAUGGACGGUGAAGAAGUUGGCCGGUUGCCAUGUGAACAUCAGUAUCAUGUGUGCUGCAUCCAUCAGUGGCUUAGACAGAAGAACUGGUGUCCGGUAUGUAAAGCUUCAGCAGUACCUUCUAUGAAGUAAUCCAAGGAUAUCCAAGCUUAUAAAUUAGCAUGUGUUUAGCUUCUGUCAGUGCUGUGAACUUGUAAAUAAUACUGACUGGAUUCACCCCGAUCCCUGAAUGUCAGAUUUCUUGUGACCAGAAAAGAUUAUCCAAGUUGAGUCCUUUUUUCCUU